This is a messenger RNA of Phytophthora sojae, 1647 nucleotides long. RefSeq lists its product as hypothetical. The transcript is spliced from 4 exons. NCBI's taxonomy places the organism in Eukaryota, Oomycota, Peronosporomycetes, Peronosporales, Peronosporaceae. Gene Ontology annotation, molecular function: zinc ion binding; protein binding. The record is from RefSeq and is a predicted model, not a curated record. The coding region runs from base 1 to 1647 and encodes 548 amino acids.
AUGGAGAUGAUGUCGGGAAUGAUGGGCGCUGCCGCCCCAGCGCAGUGGACGCAACUUUGGGGUCCGUCAUUCGGAUCAGCAGGGUCACAGCCCAUGAGACGUUCAGCUCACGCCGUCACCGCCUUCGAGGACAAUCUGUACAUCUUCGGUGGCAUCAGUACGAACGCACUUGACGAAGAUAUCGAGCACAACGACACGUGGGUGUUCGACCUCGUUGAACGACAAUGGUCGGAAGUGGAAGUCGGCAACAAUCGGCCUUCGAAUCGGUUCCAUCAUGCCGGCGUGCUGCAUACAAACGCCAGUGUCAACGAGUUUGUCGUAUUCGGAGGACUGUCCCUCCUUGCUGCGGAGACUGACCAGACCACGCCAACGACGAGCAACAGUGUACCGGUAGUGCAGUACAACGAUGUUUGGCGCCUUUCAUUAACCGGCAACACCUCCGAAUGGAUAAUGGACCCCACUCCGCCGCAGUCCGAUGCCCCGGACGCUCGAUCUGAACCCGGAAUCGUGAUUCAUAACGACUAUCUGUACAUGUUCGGUGGCAUCGCGUACGACGAGAAAGGUGAAGACAGCCCCGUCGACUACAACGAUCUAUGGAGAUACGAUCUAGCCAACUACACCUGGGAGAAGAUGGAGCCGGCAGGGAAUGUACGGCCUCCCACUCGAUUUUCCCAUUCGGUGGCAGUGCUGUACGACGAUGACGAAACUGGUGAGGCGUAUCUACUUGCAUACAGCGGUCGCCACCUUCUGAUGUCGAGUUGGACGCUGCUGGACGACAUUUGGGCCUACAACUUUAACAGCAACGCGUGGAUGGCUGUCACCCCGUCGUCCGAUGUCCCCCGUGCAUACACCUCCAUUGUCACCACAAAAGGCUUGGAUAUGUGGUUUUUCGGUGGAUACUACAAGCCUCAACAGAGCUCCAGUGGCUACGUGUACGACGACGUCGUCCUCGGGAAAUUCGACUUGAAGAACAUGGCGAUGGAAGCGCGGCACGCCGUGAUCGAGAGCGACGAGGCGUCCCCACCGUUGCGCUACAACCAUCGCGCUGCUCUUUGGCGCGAGGACACCAUGGUUAUCCAUGGGGGUAGCUACCAGAGCCAACUUGGCGAUGUCUGGGUGUAUAAUACCACGAACGCAGAAACCACCGAAAUCUCGAACAAUACUCUACCGCUUGAUCCCGAGUCACUGGUGUACGUCCUGGGCGCCUUCAUCGUUACGUGUUGGUCAUGCCUGGCAUUAACCGUCAUAACUGGUUUCUUGUAUGACCAGGUGCGUGCUGCGCAAAUGCGAGGAGCUGCGGUGGUUCGCGGCGUCACGAAGGAACGCUUAGAGCAGCUACGCGUCACGAAGUACUGCCGCGCCGAGCGAAACCCACAAGCACCGACAGAGCCGCUCAACCCGGCAGAAGGCGGCUCAACGGAAAAUGACGAUGUGUGUCCGAUCUGUCUGAUCGAAUUCGAAGACGGCGAAGAUGUUCGCAAUCUGCCAUGCAAACACAUUUUCCACGUGGCUUGCAUCGAUGAGUGGCUCAAGCGCAACACGUCGUGCCCGAUGUGCAAAAGCAACGUGGAUCUGGACGCGGUGGAUAUCACCGUGGAAAACCUUUCAACUGGUAGAGGAGGCGCUGUGGUCACCCCCGUCCCCUAA